Messenger RNA from Malaya genurostris, 1877 nucleotides. RefSeq lists its product as uncharacterized. Gene Ontology annotation, cellular component: membrane. Bases 1 to 1848 code for a protein of 615 amino acids. Lineage: Eukaryota; Metazoa; Arthropoda; Insecta; Diptera; Culicidae. The record is from RefSeq and is a predicted model, not a curated record. The transcript is spliced from 5 exons. Gene Ontology annotation, molecular function: glutamate-gated receptor activity.
AUGGAGUUAUUGACAGAGUUGAACUUCAAUGCGGGAUACGAAAGCCUGUUGGCGAAAAUCCUAACAACAUAUUUCACCGGAGUAUUCACACUAUGCAGAGUGCUGCAUCGGGCGGAUGGAAGAUUCACUAACAUCACAGCGAACAUCGGAACGGACUUACCCUUUGUUGUAGUCGUCGAGCAGAAAUCGUUCUGGUUCGAGUUCCCGUUAAAACCUGCCAUUGAGCAUGGGUGUACGGUUUUCGUUGUCGAUGAGAACGCCAUUUUCAAGUUCCUUGACAAAUACAUACCAAGUCACGAUGAGUCUAUGUUUCGACGACCGGAAAAAUAUGUCAUAAUGAUAAUGACUAUUCGCGCAACGCAAAUUGAACAUUCAAUUCAUUUGAAAAGAAUAUUAUUUCAUCCAGCCCUGCAAGAAAUCCCAAACUUACUUCUCGUAGUACCUAACGGAAACGCCGUUAAGCUGAUGACACAUCGCUAUGUUGGAAAUCUUCCUGGAUCCAUGGAUCUAUUACAUUUGGAUACAUACUUUCCACAAAACAAUACCUAUUUACUUGAACGAAACUUAUUCCCAAACAAACUCGCCAACCUGAUGGGCAAGACAUUCAAAUUGGCAUCGUUCUUCCUGCUACCUUGGGUUAUGCCACGUCGAACAGAUGACGGAAUUGUCCGGUAUUUAGAGCAAUCGCACACCAUAGACGGACUCGACGGAUACAUUUUAGUGCAGUUCUGUCUAUGGUACAAUUGUACCUGGAGUCUCUCUAUCGAUCAGGAGAAGCAGUACGGCCAUGUGUUCGACAAUAACCAUUCAGGUAAUGGAAUGAUUGGAGCACUGCUGUAUCGAGAGGCUGAUUUUGCGAUAGGAGCCGUCGGAGGAUGGUAUCAGUUAUUUCAGUAUUUUAGCUUCUCCGCUCCGAUUCAAUGGAUUGGAAUAACAUGUCUUGCGCCUAAAUCGACACUGAUUUCAUCCUGGAAAAUAAUUUUUAUGAUGUUUACCAAACCCGUUUGGGCAAUGGUGAUUGCAUCAUUCAUCAUUAUAUCCAUCUUUGAUCGUAUUCUGCCGAGACAUUACAAUACUGUCUCUUCACAACGAAAAAGUUUGUCGUGGUCGUUCUUAAAUGUGCUUGCAUCUUUCCUACUGCUUCCGUCAUACUUAAGACGAGACCGUACUUCAGAAGUAAUCGUGUCUUUGGUACUAAUCACGGGAACAUUCAUCAUCGGAUACGUAUAUAUCGGAAAGAUUCAUAGUAUUCUGGCGGUUCCUAUAUUCCAACCCCCGAUCGAUACGGUUAUUGAUUUAGCAGAAAGCGGCCUCCCGUGGAAUGCACCCCAUGAAGCCUGGACGUUCAUGUUGAAAGGAAGCGAGAAUCCAUACAUUCAACAAGUUUUGCGUACCUUCAACGUUGCACCGAUUCCAGCUUUGCACAGGAUAGCAGACGAAGGCAAACAGUCAUUCGUUAUGGCAACACUUCAUAAUGGUCAUUCUAUGGUUGGUACCUGGCUCACUGCCAACAACAUCGAAAAUUAUCGACUAAUGACUGAGUUCCUCUAUUACGAGUAUGAUACAGGUUAUGCGACCAAAACUUGGCCACUGUUGGACAAUUUCGACUAUCUGGCGAUGUGGAUACGUGAUGCCUGUUUGUUUCGGUACGUGGAAUUGCAGGAGGUGUACCAUUACAUGGACUACCGAGUGCAGAUCUCGAUCGAACAUUCCAGGGAUAAACAGAAAACUGUCCUGAAACCAUUUGGAGUGAGUGAAAUCAGCGGUGGAUUAUUGAUACUAGGGUUUGGGUAUGCGAUAGCUUCAGUAUUGUUCAUUUGUGAGGUCACAGCAAAGUUUUUCAAGUGAAAGAGGCUGUUGAGGCUUGUAGUACCAAG